CAAAUAGCAAUGCGAUGUGGAAUGAUCCUAAUCUCGAUAAUAGCCACCCCAGUCAGUCUACCUCAGAUCUACGGGAUAGACGGAGAAGGGAUCGCAAGGAUCCAGGAGGCAAAGAGGAUGAACCAUUGAUUGCAUUUGGUUAUGAAGCUUUUCUCUUUCAAAAUGACAAUGCAGCUCAAGCUAUAGAAGAAGGCCAUUUGCUCAUUACAUGGCAGGGUCAAGAUCCUAACGAUGAAAACUCUCUUUGGCUUGACAGAUAUGAUGCCAGAAACUUAUUGGAUGAUGAACGGUUCUUUACAGGAUUUAGGGACAUUUCAGGGAAUCAUCAUUUCUUUGAACGUGAGGAGGGUUGGUCAAAAGAACUGGAUGAGGAGCGUUAUCAGGAUCUUGAUUCAGAUGAGGAGCUAUUGUUUGAUAUGGAUGAAGAUGACCGGGAGGAGCAUUUGGCUCAAAAACGCGCAGAACAAGAAUCUUCUUCCAACUAUAGAGGAGUACAUUAUGCUUAUGACAAGGAUGAGAAUAAUCAUGAUCGGAAUUCGACAGAAUCAGCCUUUCAGCUUCAUUUUGAAGUUCCUGAAAGAAUGUCAGUGCCUGAUAACGAAAAGACAUUGGCUUUAAUAGAAAGGACAGCAAAGUUUGUCAAUAAUAGUUCAGAACCGACUAUGGAGAUUAUUUUACAGGCAAAGCAGGCCACCAACCCUAAUUUUGGAUUCUUAAGUCGCAGACAUCACUUAUAUCAAUUUUAUAAACAUGUACGAUGGCUAAUGCAGACUGGAUUAUACGAAACUGCCGAAGAUGUUCGUCAGAGAGAGGCAGAAGAAGCCAGGGCAGAACAAGAAGAAAAGGAGCGUCGUACUGCAGAGGAAGCCAAAGCGCUUGAAGCGCGGCUACAUUUUGAUAUUGAGAAACUGAUUGAAAAAACGGCUGAGUUUUUGAGCAUACAUGACGAUGCAGCUGUGUUUGAACAGAAGCUUAUGUCUUUGCAAGAUCUUAGAUUUGAAUUCAUGCAAGAACAUCAUCCUUGGCACAAUUAUUUUGUUGAAAAAAGGCGCCAAACCCAGAAAAUAUAUCAACAGCAACAGCAACAGCAACAGCAGCAACAAAUACAAUCCCAAAAAGAAGACCAGGAGAAUCAGCCAAUAAUAGCAUCAGACGUAGCAACCAUUGCUACAGAAGAGGCGCUCAAAUCUUCAGAGAUACGCAAACUUGAUCGUUUGCAACGAGUCAAGGAGUUACUUAAACAGAAACAAAGGAAAGAAGUGAUAGCAGCAGAACAGCCAGAUGAGACGCGACAUAGAGCUGAGCCUGGAUUAGACCUAAAGCAGCGCAUUAAUCAUAGUCGUAGUCGUAGUCAUGGUCGUAGUCGUAGUCGUAGUCGUAGUCAUAGUCGUAGAGGUAGUCGCAGUGGCGGUCGCAGUAACAAUAGUCGUAGUAGUAGUCGUGAUAGUAGUUUCAGUAAUAGUGGCACUGAUGAUAGAAAUGUCGGCUCUACAAGACAACGAAUCGAGUCACGUAAAAAAUCACGACCACAGCUUUAUUCAUUGACAAGACCUAGAUCCCGACCGAAGUUAAGGUCAAGGUCAAGGCCAAGGUCAAGAUCAAGAUCAUGGUCAAGGUCAAGGUCAAGGUCAAGGUCAAGGUCAAGGUCAAGGUCAAGGUCAAGGUCAAGGUCAAGGUCAAGGUCAAGGUCAAGGUCAAGAUCAAGAUUAAGCUCAUUAAGGCCGAGGUCAAGAUCAAGCUCAUUAAGGCCGAGGUCAAGAUCAAGGUCAAGGAUUAGGCCAAGGUUAAGGUCACAAUCUAAGUCAAGGUCGCGAUCGGCAUCUCCUGAAUAUAAUGCGCGGAAACGUGUCCGAAAAUAAAGAGGAACUGCUUGUAUG
Messenger RNA from Lobosporangium transversale, 1877 nucleotides. RefSeq lists its product as hypothetical. The record is from RefSeq and is a predicted model, not a curated record. Gene Ontology annotation, biological process: RNA processing; mRNA 5'-splice site recognition. Gene Ontology annotation, molecular function: RNA binding. Bases 15 to 1859 code for a protein of 614 amino acids. Lineage: Eukaryota; Fungi; Mortierellomycota; Mortierellomycetes; Mortierellales; Mortierellaceae. The transcript has 4 exons.